Oenanthe melanoleuca is the source of this 5239-nucleotide messenger RNA. It is a transcript of the gene ERICH1, whose product is annotated as glutamate rich 1. The transcript has 7 exons. NCBI's taxonomy places the organism in Eukaryota, Metazoa, Chordata, Aves, Passeriformes, Muscicapidae. The record is from RefSeq and is a predicted model, not a curated record. Bases 55 to 1308 code for a protein of 417 amino acids.
GGAAGGAGAGCGGGCGCGGGGCCGUGCGGGGUGUCUCGGAGGGGCCGCGGGGCCAUGGCCGGGAGCAGGAGGAACGUAUUCUUGGCGAAAUUACUGAAGCGACUCUAUGGUGAAACUUCAUCUUCUCUUGUUCAUACUUCAAGUAGAGAAGAGGAGGUGGUUCUUGAAAAUCUUGGAUCAAAAUCUAAAGAAAAGAAUUCAGAAAAUGUUCAGAUUUCAUCAGCAGAAUGUAGUACGUCAACUAAUAUACGCUGUGAAUCGAUUCAAGGUAAUGAUGAUACAGUUACAUCUCCAAGAAGAAUUUACACGGUGGAUCUUCCUCCAGAGGGUUGUGUUGCAGUUACUCCAGAUGCUCUUAGUAAUGCAGUUUCUGAAAACUCUGGCAGUAGUUCUGACUCAACAGAAGACGAAUAUCAAGGGCAAACCAAGAGAAAGCGCAUUCGAAGGAAGAAACAAAAGAGCAGUUUACAAAUCUCUAGUAAUUUACAUGGAGAACAAACAGAUUUGGGAGUGCAAGAGACUGUUGUUCAAGAUAAUUUACAGCUGCAGCAAACAGACGGUCCCAAAUUAAGCAAAAACAAAAAGAGGAAAAUGAAAAAGAAGCGGCAGAAAGAAAAAAAGAGAGCAGCUGGCUUAGUAACAAAAACUACCAGUGUGGAUUUUACAUAUCAGCCUGACAAAAACAACAAAGAAGAAGCAGCAGGCUUAAAAGACAUAGGUGAAAAGGCAGAUAGCAUUAUGGACUUCCUGCAGGCAACACAACAAAUUUAUUUUGCUGACAAGAAAUCAGAAUGCAGAGAUGCUGCUGUAGAUCCAGCAACUGCCCAAGAGCUCUUACAAUGUCUUGAAUUUCGCACCAUCUCUUCCUCAGAUGUGACUCAUCUGCAUCGGCUGAAAUCCCUUGUAUUGCUACAGGAUAUUGAGAGAUUGAAGGAUGCUUUGAAACAAUUCCAAGAACAAUCUAUGAUGUCUCCUGGGGCUGAAAUUCUACAAAGGCUCAGAAAUCAUGGUUAUUCCUCUCCGGAGAAUGACACCUGGGUACAUAAGGUUGCUGCAGACCCAGGCUGCAGCCAAGAUGGUUAUCAACCCGUCGGACACGGCGCUGCAGCGGGCGGCGCUGCUCCUGGGGCUGUUCGGCAUCAGCAUCUCCGGAUACAGCACACACCAGCUCACGCAGACCAAGAGAUUCCCCCUGACCGCCUCGGCUGUCUGAGGAUGGCACCCAGGACGUCCAGCCUUGUGUCAGUACCGACGGAGAGAGGCUUUUCUGCCACUCACCGGUGGGCAGGGGAUGAGCUGCAGCCGUGAUUUCUGCAUGCAGAGUUACAUAGGUGGAAGAACUGCAGACUUCUUCAAGAAAGAAUAAAGAUAACUGCCACCAGAGGCAUCGGAUUUUCAAAUAAGACAAACUUUCUGUAAAUACUAUGGACUUCUUUUGUUAUUCAGAGUAUACCUAGAGAUCUAAAGGUAUAAAAUGCAGUUACAUUCAGAGUAAACAGACCAGUGUUGGGUGCUGGGCUCUGGCAGUGUCACUGCGUUGCAGCUUUUGCAAAUGACUCCAGUGCAAAGACUGUUUUUGCAAAGAAGUUAGAAGUAAUAUAUUCCUCAUGGCAAGAGUUAGAACAAAUGAAAUUAAUUUCCCAUAGACUCUUUGCACUGUACAUUUGGGUAUUACAGAAUUGCACUCUAGCUUUUUCUAUGGAAUCUUAAACAUUUCUUGAUGCCUUUUGAGUAGCAAUGUUUGUGUGUUGUAACUCGAGCUGGUGGCCACAGGCUACACCAGCCAUAUGGUGCUGGGAAGGGCCCAUGGCUCCAGAGCAGAAAACUUCAUAGCUGUGCACAAACCCUCUGCUCUAGAAAGUGUCAGUAAAAACAUUGGGUUGGGUUCCAUUGCAGAGUUCAAUAUCUGGCUAUGUUCUUCUGCAAAGUCAGCUCAUCUCAUAAUAUACAUUCUGAUUAAAAUAGAAAUAGAGCUUGACCUUUUCUCCCUAUUUCUCCCUUAUUUGCUUCUCAUGUGGUACAAUGGCUUAUUCAGGAAAGUUCUCUUACUAUUGGUUUGCACUUUUCCAACUGUUUCUUAUGUUUUAUGUAAACAUGGCUUUGUAGGCUCUUCUGUGCAUACAUUAGCAUUUAAAAUCCUUUGUUCUUGGUUACUAAAUACAAAUAUUAUUUUGGGGUCUUUUUCAGUGUCUAAAAUGAUUUUAUCUGUCAACAGUGUUUAAAUUCAACCACUAAGGGGCAUCCUACACAGCUGAAUAUUUUGAACUCUUAAGAUUACUCAUUCCAACAUGACAAACCACAAAUUGAAUCAGGCUGAAAUUUUUACUUUUUCAUUUUUUAAUUGUUCUUGUCCCUGUUUGCCUUUUGCUCACCCUCUCUAAGAAAUGCUUCUCCUCCCCCCACAAGUUUUGUUAGAAGACGAUGAGAAAAUUAGUGUUUACAAGGUCAUUUUUUUUUUUCAAUGUACCAGGUCACAAAUUACCUCCAUCUUAUAUAGAAUUCUGUUUAUAUUUAAAAAAAAAAAUCAUAUAAUGAAAUAUUUCAUCUUCUGACUUCACCUACAAGACAUGAAACAAAAUACUUGAACUCCUUGGCAAAAUUAAGAAUGAGACCUCUGGAAAGCAUUCAGUCACAGAGACUGACACAAUAUAGAGUGACCCCCACCAUCAUCCUCAGUAUACCAUAAUUAUGGCUUUUUAAUCUGUUAUAGGAUUUUUGGCUGUUGUGUUUUUGUUAAUUGAUUUCCUGCUCCCAUUCAACAUGAAUGUAAGACCAUUAGCUGUUUUCAGGGCCAUUACUAUGCUAAUGCAAACUCUUUUGUUAGAUGAAGACUAUGUGCAAUAACAUCAUUUUAACAAGAUAUACUAGAAAAAAAAAUAAAUGAUGACUUGGCCACUGAGAUGUUCCCAUUGGAAAUGAUGCCCAUGCAGAAUGUGUACUUUUCCAUGAGAAUUGUUUUGAGUAGUUUUGAAAGCUUUAUUUAGUGCCAGUGAAAAUGACAGGAGGACAACACAGGCAAUAGGCACACUAAGUGUGGAGAGAUUUUAUAAAAGUAGAGGCCAUAGGAGCCUCAGAAACAUACAGUGAAGCACCAGGGAGCUGUAAUUGAAAUUAUUUAGGAAACAGACGUGUUUUAACUUGCUUCUGAAGAAUUGGGCCUGGGCAGAAAAUCACUUUUAUGUGAAAAGUUGGGACUGCGUCCAGCAGAUGUAGGCAUUGGUAUCUAACCUAUCUGUUCCUGUAGAAAUCUACACCCAAAUAUCCAUUUUCUGAAGUGCAUCUGCCACCUCGUGCCAGGCACAGCAGACAGCCCUGUGCCCUUCUCUUUCACUGCUGGGGCUCCCUGGAUGACCUUUCAGGUUUCCCCUCAGCCAGGUGGGACUGGGCUGUGCUGAGCACCAAGGCACCCAAACCUCAUGGAAGUGGCAACAGCAUUCCUGUCUUCUCAUCUUUCCUGUGUCUGGAAGCCCAGCCAUGGACUGGAACUUGCCCUGAAUAUGGCUGGAAGCUGAAAUCCCAUGUCCCUUUUUGUCCUGCUGCUUGUUAGAGCAAGAACUCUUUGGCAGAGGAAGGAAAGGCACCUGCCCAGGUGCUCCAUGGAGGAGACACUGUGCCUCCCUCCUGCUGCUCUCCUGAAGUCCCAGGGGACCCUGGCUCCCAGAGGAGGCUGGCAGGAUGAGCCUGUCCCUGCUCUACACCCACCACAAACAGGACAUUAAGACAAGCUAAGACCUUUUCCUCCUAAGUGCCUGUUAGCUAAGUUUGCCCACUCCCUGCACACAGUGUGCCAUGGAUUUGGACCUUUCUUAUGUUUGCCAUGUUUAUAGAUAUCUAACAGAAGCCUGCAGGCUCAGUGUGUGGCUGGGCUCCCAAAACCUGAGUAGGAUACUGCUCCAUGCUGCAAUUCUCAAACCUGCCUGUGAAUUUUUUCUUCAAAGCUCUGAGCAUACCAAACUUCAAGCAUAUGUUUAUGUCCUAUAGAAGUCAAAGGGGGUUUAAGGAACAUCCUUACAUCCUUUGCCAGACUGAGGUAUUUAAUCUUUUCCUUGAUCUCCACCAAAGAAGCAUUUACAUUUUAAAUAUAUUUGUACUUUUGUUUAUAUGGUUUUACUUCAAAAAUGUUGGCAAUUCAUCAACAAUUGAAUGCUGAUGAAAGUCAGGAGCCUGGUGAGCUUGGGGAGGUUAAUGCUGCAUUACCUAGUUUUAAGAAACACCAAGCAGUGGAUUGCAUUUGGCAUAUAAAUUGUUAUGUUUGAGGACUUACCCUCCAGGAAUCACUUUGUACCUUCCCUAGCUUCUAAAAAUAUUUAAAUGGAAAUACUAUUUGAGCUAGAAAUAUUAGACCUUCUUUACAAAUACACUUUAAAAACCAUUUCAUAAAAUUUAUUGGAUUGAUUUUACUUCUAAUAUCAGGCAAAUAUAGGUUAAUAUCUCCUGAUACUGAACAGUUGUAACUCAACUAAUCCACUUCUAACAGCAGUAACUUUUCUAGUCCAAAUUAUGUCUUGAUAUAUCAACUUAAUUAUUUUAUUCUUUGAGGAGGAAUCACAGGAGAUUUUGUAGCUGUUUGAUUUGUAUGCCUGAGUUCACCUUCUAAAGGUAAGAGAAAUGAAAGUAUUAAAUAAUCAGAAACUCAAACAUGGUUGUUACUCUAUUCAAAUAGCUGUAGCAUAGAUUGGAGACUUGUUUGUGAUAAGUGGCACUGCUAGUGAAUAUCACAGAGCAUUCAAGCUCUUUCACAUGUAUGUACUCAGUUACCUAAAGCAGGAUUUCUGUCUCCUUCCAUCAGGUCAGGCAACUAAGGGCAGUCACAAGGAAGAACUCAUCUACUACUAAGGGAAGUAUAAAAUAAAGGGAGUGUCUGACAUAUUUUGGUGCACCUUCUGGAAAUUAUGCUUCUGAUCAGAACUGUUUCUCUAGACCAUUAUUCAUGUCUGAAGUCAGGAUUGCAGGUGCUGUAGCUCCAAUAUAGCACAGAUCCAACAGAAGAAGUUGAGUUUGCCUUACCCACCAGUGGAUGCUCCAUUUCUUAUGAGGCAGUGGUAAUGUCAUCAUGGGGCUGAGCCCCUAAUUCAGUGUCUGACUGAGAACAGAAUGCAAACAAACUGAGAAACCUUUCAUUUUAGGCCAUGCAUUUUUGCUAGUGCCAGAUUCCAGGGAGUCUGGUCUCAGCUGAGGUUUCAGAUGCUGCUGUGGUGGUAAUUGACAAAUUAAUAAAUUAAUAAAUAAAACUAGGGCA